UCAGCAGCUCUUUCUCUUUCUCUCACAGCUCCCUCGAGUCUGACUGAGCCAAUGGCGAACACCUUAAUGGCGACCACACGACCACACGUUCUUCUCUCUUCCACAAGAGCGAGCCUUCGUCUCCUGUUUCAAUCUCCAAAGAGACCCCUUGCUUCGUUUUCAGCACCUCUCGUUGUGAGAAGCAUUAACUCAAGAUGCGCCGUUUUGCCGCCGUCGUCGUCGAUUUACAUCAACAGAGUUUCUAGGGUUUCUUCUGGGUUUGGUCUUGUUGACAUUAUUCGCAGCCGUAAUUUCAUUACCAGAUCCUCUCAAAUCAACGACGCUGGGUCUAUUGACCUAACCCUUAUGCAAUCCAUGGAACAAAAGAUUAAAGAACAAUUGAAUGCUGAGUCGGUUACUGUAACGGAUAUGUCUGGCGAUGGACGUCAUGUCUGCAUCAAUGUGGUAUCAUCGGCUUUUGAGGGACAAUCUGCGGUGAACAGACAAAGGAUGGUCUACAAAGCCAUUUGGGAAGAGCUUCAGAACGUAGUCCAUGCCGUUGAUCAAAUGACUACAAAGACUCCUUCAGAAGUUUGAAAUGAAGCCUCAAGAUUUUCAAACACUAGAAUGCCUUUCAAUAUCUAUUAGUAUUUGAUUAGCAGCGGACAAUGCUGUUUGUUUUAAGAAAUAAUUUAUUAAUUGAAAUACAUUUUUGGAUCUUUUUCUGUUUCUUGUAAGUACUUUGAUUGAUUCUCUUGCGACUGGCAACGCAUGUUAUGCA
This is a messenger RNA of Camelina sativa (false flax), 760 nucleotides long. RefSeq names its product protein BOLA4, chloroplastic/mitochondrial. Gene Ontology annotation, biological process: iron-sulfur cluster assembly. Lineage: Eukaryota; Viridiplantae; Streptophyta; Magnoliopsida; Brassicales; Brassicaceae. Gene Ontology annotation, cellular component: chloroplast. The record is from RefSeq and is a predicted model, not a curated record.